GUUUGAAUGCCGAAAGUCACAACAAGCCGAUAAAGCUGGAGUUAAGAGAACCUGGACAAAGAAGCUAAAACAUGUGAUAUAUUAUCAUUUUGGAAUAAAAGUGAAUUCUUAAGGUUGAGAGAACUUUAAAGAAUUAGUGGUAGUAUGGGAUGUGUGAGUACCAGGCAAACAGGUGGUGGUGUGGAUCAGAGGCAGAAACCCGGUCCUGGACUAGAAGUUAAUAAAUACUCCAGUAAUCCAACUCAGAAUUUAUCAGCACUGUUGCCUGGGCAAGUUCUCCAGAAUGGAGAGGCUGCAUCCACAGACAACAAAAUCGUUAUUGCCUUAUUCUCAUACAAAUCCGAGAAUAAGAACGAGCUAACUUUCAAGAAAGGAGAGAAAUUCGUAGUGUUGGAUGAGAAUGGCGAGUGGUGGAAAGGAAAGUCACUUUCUUCUGGCAAAGUAGGAUUAAUACCUUCCAAUUACGUGAAGCUAGAGGAAACCAUGGACACCAAAGAAUGGUACUUUAAAAACAUUAGCAGAAUAUCAGCUGAGAGAAACCUCCUGUCUCCUGCCAAUAAGACAGGUGCCUUCCUUAUACGCCAGAGUGAGACAACCGCAGGAAGUUACUCUAUGUCAAUAAGAGAUGUGGGUCCUAAUGGUUCAGGUGUGGUAAAGCAUUAUAAGAUACGCCUGUUGGAAGACGGAGGAUUUUACAUUACUCCAAGAAUGACUUUCAAAACGUUAGAUGACCUGAUUGCAGCCUAUCAGAGGCAGGCAUAUGGUUUAUGUCAGAAAUUAGGCGAACCAUGUGUGAAACCUAAAAAAGCAAUCCAGUGGGAUGAAGAUGCUUGGGAAAUUUCCAAGGAAUCUCUUCAUAUGACAAAGAGGCUCGGAGCUGGUCAGUUUGGUGAGGUCUGGUUAGCAAUGUAUAACAACGUUACUAAAGUGGCAGUGAAGACCCUGAAGCCAGGAAGCAUGUCAGUUGAGGCAUUUCUGGAGGAGGCUAACUUGAUGAAAACUCUGCGGCAUGACCGCCUCGUCCGCCUUUACGCCGUGGUCACCAAAUCACAGCCCCUCUACAUCAUCACUGAAUUCAUGGCUAAUGGGAGCUUGUUAGACUUUCUGAAAAGUCCACCAGGCAGAAAAAUACAGCUGCCUAAACUGAUUGACUUUGGAGCUCAAAUUGCAGAAGGCAUGGCGUACAUCGAAAAGAAGAACUACAUUCACAGAGACCUGAGAGCUGCAAAUGUACUCGUCAGUGAAAGUCUGCUGUGCAAGAUUGCUGACUUCGGCCUGGCUAGGGUCAUCGAGGACAAUGAAUAUUCAGCCAGGGAAGGUGCUAAAUUCCCCAUUAAAUGGACUGCACCAGAAGCUAUAAACUAUGGUUCAUUCACCAUCAAAUCAGAUAUGUGGUCAUUUGGCAUUCUUCUCUAUGAGAUCAUCACCUUCGGUAGAAUCCCCUAUUCAGGUUUAAGCAACGGCGAAGUGAUGGCACGAGUGCAGCGUGGUUAUCGCAUGCAGUGUCCUGAAAACUGCCCAUCUGAACUGUACGACAUCAUGACUUCAUGCUGGAAGGCCAAACCAGAGGAGCGACCCACUUUCGAUUUCAUGCAGAGUGUCCUGGAGGACUAUUACACAUCCACAGAGGGCCAGUACCAGAGCCAGCCAUGAUACCAUGCCAGAUCCAAAACAGUCAUGAACAUGAUGUGGACAUGAGAGCUCCAGCAACAUCCAGUGAGCAGGUUGAGGGCCACUUUGCCAAGGACACACUUCCUGAAAUUGCACAAAGAAAGAGAAAACCUUGAGAGGGACAAAAAAAAUAAGAAACUUCAACUCAGAAGGUGGAGUCUGUCCUGCCCCUGCAUAGUAAUUAUUAAAUUAUGUAUUCAUUUUUUUUUAGUGAUCGACAUUUCAUUUCAUGUGAAAGAAUUUCAAAAGGAACGAGAUGAAAACCUUCAAACAAAGAGCCCACAGCUCAGUCCUGUGUACACAAAUUGAACUGCACUCACUGGCCACUUUAAUAGGAGCACCCCAUUAUCCAGUCAGCUAAUCAUAUGGGAGCAGCACAAUGCACCAAUUCAUGCAGAUACGGGUCCAACGUUUCAGCUAAAGUUUGUAUUAAACACAAUAUUCGGGAAAUACAA
Messenger RNA from Clarias gariepinus (North African catfish), 2126 nucleotides. Its product is annotated as tyrosine-protein kinase Lyn-like. Gene Ontology annotation, biological process: protein phosphorylation; innate immune response; cell surface receptor protein tyrosine kinase signaling pathway. The coding region runs from base 145 to 1653 and encodes 502 amino acids. Gene Ontology annotation, molecular function: ATP binding; non-membrane spanning protein tyrosine kinase activity; signaling receptor binding. NCBI's taxonomy places the organism in Eukaryota, Metazoa, Chordata, Actinopteri, Siluriformes, Clariidae. The transcript has 13 exons. The record is from RefSeq and is a predicted model, not a curated record. Gene Ontology annotation, cellular component: extrinsic component of cytoplasmic side of plasma membrane.